GGUAGCGCUCCUGGACCGCAACCCCGAGGCCGGGCAGCAGAGCAAGGCGGCCCUGGACGAACAGUUCGAAGCUCAGAGGACGGUGUUCAUCCAGUGCGACGUUACGGACACGGAGCAACUGAAAGACAUCUGUGAUUAGAGGAACCUACCUUGGUCUAGAAUAUAUGAGAAAAGGAAAUGGAGGUGAUGGAGGAGUAAUCAUUAAUAUCUCAUCAUUGGCAGGACUCAUGCCUGCUGCAUUCCAACCUGUGUACUGUGCUACAAAGCAUGGUGUAAUUGGAUUUACACGCUCAAUAGCAUUAGCUGCUAACAUGGAAAACUAUGGUGUGAGACUCAAUACAAUCUGUCCGGGAUUUGUCAACACACCAAUUCUUCAAUCAAUAGAUAAAGAAGAGAAUAUGGGACAAUAUUAUUCAUAUAAGGAUGAGAUAAAAAAUAUGAUGCAGUUCUACGGUGUGAUGGACCCAUCAAUAAUUGCUGAAGGACUGAUAACAAUAAUUGAAGAUGAUACUCUGAAUGGAGAAGUUAUGAAGAUUACAGCAUCCCAAGGGAUUCAUUUUCAAGAAUACAGCCAAACACCUUAUACGUCAAAGAGAUAAAUCAAAUUGUUUUACUCUAAUUAACUUUUGAUUUUUAAAAUAUAAAAAAUUUUGGAUAAACUUUUGGAAAAAAGGUUAAUGAUAUAUCAAAAUCAGUGACAGUAUUCCAACAUUCACACCCUAAUUGCAGAGAUGGAGAAGAAAAUCCAAUAUGGGGAAAAUGUUGUCAACUUCUUUUGAUUCCAUAUACACUAGUAUAUUUUAUUCAAUAGAAUAUACACACUGCUAUGAAGAUUUCUGAUUGUAUAGUAACAAGGGCCAGUUUUUUCCUUCUUGUAGCUC
Meleagris gallopavo (turkey) is the source of this 881-nucleotide messenger RNA. The record is from RefSeq and is a predicted model, not a curated record. NCBI's taxonomy places the organism in Eukaryota, Metazoa, Chordata, Aves, Galliformes, Phasianidae.